CCGGCGGCGAACCCAAAACCCUAAUUCACCUAGCAGAAAUGGCGGUUCCACUGUUGUCGAAGAAGAUCGUCAAGAAGAGGGUCAAGAAGUUCAAGAGACCCCAGAGCGACCGUAAGAUCUCUGUCAAGCCAAACUGGCGUAGGCCAAAGGGUAUUGAUUCCCGGGUUCGAAGAAAAUUCAAGGGAUGUACUUUGAUGCCCAACAUUGGCUACGGCUCAGACAAGAAGACCCGUCACUAUCUUCCCAAUGGCUUCAAGAAGUUUGUUGUGCACAAUGCCAAGGAGCUUGAGCUUCUCAUGAUGCACAACAGGACAUACUGUGCUGAGAUUGCUCAUGAUGUGUCCACAAGGAAGAGAAAAGAGAUUGUGGAGAGAGCUGCCCAGCUGGAUAUUGUUGUUACUAACAAGCUUGCUAGGUUGCGUAGCCAGGAGGAUGAAUGAGCAUAGAGCCUAAGUUUUGUUUGAGUAGCCAUUUCAUCAAUUCUCGAUAAUUUUUAUUGUUUUUAUAAAGAUUAUCACAACCUCAACUGUGUUCUAUCCAUGUUAGUGAUUUUACAAUCAUUGCGAUGAUGCUGUAUCUUUUAAGCGUUAUGUAUGCAAGUUUUCUAAAGGGCCAGCUACCAUUAACUUU
Molecule: messenger RNA, 630 nt
Organism: Rubroshorea leprosula
Lineage: Eukaryota; Viridiplantae; Streptophyta; Magnoliopsida; Malvales; Dipterocarpaceae
Source: the annotation of a GenBank genome assembly